Molecule: messenger RNA, 1848 nt
Organism: Amaranthus tricolor (Joseph's coat)
Lineage: Eukaryota; Viridiplantae; Streptophyta; Magnoliopsida; Caryophyllales; Amaranthaceae
Product: COBRA-like protein 1
Exons: 6
Coding region: 197-1573 (458 amino acids)
Biological process (GO): cellulose microfibril organization; plant-type cell wall cellulose biosynthetic process
Cellular component (GO): plasma membrane
Source: RefSeq, a predicted model, not a curated record
AAUUUUACAUUACAGCAAAGAUCGUCAAAACACACACCGACAGUCAGCUAAUCAUUGCUGUUUUUAAAGCCCCCAUCAAAGCUAAGCUGCCAUUGAAGCUUUCUCAAAACACCCAUCGACCCCAUUACUUCCUUCCUCUCAUUCUCCCCUUUCUCUAUCAUUUAGAGAUCUUGAGCUGAAGAAAGGAAGACCAAAAAUGGAGUCUUUUUCAUCUCAUUAUACUUGCAGAUCCAUUACUAAGCUUGGCAGUUUCACCAUUUUCUUUUCACUCUUGCUUUCAUCCUUUUUCCUUACAUCAACAGAAGCCUAUGAUGCACUUGAUCCAAAUGGAAAUAUUACCAUCAAAUGGGAUGUUAUCAACUGGACUCCUGAUGGAUAUGUUGCUGUUGUCACCAUGUUCAACUUCCAGCAAUACCGGCACAUUCAAGCCCCAGGGUGGACACUAGGAUGGACAUGGGCCAAAAAGGAGGUUAUAUGGAGCAUGGUGGGUGGGCAAACCACUGAGCAAGGAGAUUGUUCGAAAUUCAAAGGAAACGUUCCACAUUGUUGUAAGAAGGAUCCAACAGUUGUAGAUUUACUUCCUGGAACGCCUUACAACCAGCAAAUCGCAAAUUGCUGCCGUGGAGGGGUGUUAUCUUCCUGGGUUCAGGACCCCGGGAAUUCUGUUAGCUCUUUUCAAGUUAGUGUGGGUCAAGCUGGAACUAGUAAUAAGACGGUUAAACUGCCAAGAAAUUUCACCUUGAAGGCACCAGGGCCCGGAUAUACUUGUGGACCUGCAAAGAUUGUGAAGCCAACCCAGUAUAAGACAGCUGAUAAACGGAGAACCACUCAAGCAUUGAUGACGUGGAACGUUACGUGCACGUAUUCACAAUUCUUGUCCCAAAAGACUCCUAGUUGUUGUGUGUCUCUAUCCUCAUUCUACAACGACACUAUAGUACCCUGCCCGACUUGCUCUUGCGGAUGUCAAAACAACAUUACCCAACCCGGAAGUUGUGUCGAGGCUGACAAUCCAUAUCUAGCAUCAGUUGUUUCGGCCGGCGGACCUAAGUCUAGUAAUACACCACUAAUCCAGUGUACUAGCCACAUGUGUCCUGUCCGAAUCCAUUGGCAUGUCAAAGUCAAUUAUAAAGAUUAUUGGCGUGCUAAGGUUACGAUUACAAACUUUAACUACCGGAUGAACUACUCACAAUGGAAUCUUGUGGUGCAACAUCCCAACUUCGAUAAUCUCACACAAUCGUUCAGUUUCAAUUAUAAAGGAUUGACUCCUUAUGAUAGUUUGAAUGAUACGGCCAUGCUAUGGGGAAUGAAGUUUUAUAACGAUUUUCUUAAUCAAGCGGGGCCUUUCGGAAAUGUGCAAUCAGAGUUGCUAUUCCAAAAGGACAAAUCAACCUUUACUUUCGAGAAAGGAUGGGCUUUCCCUCGGCGGGUUUACUUCAAUGGUGAUAAUUGUGUGAUGCCGCCUCCGGAUGCUUACCCAUGGCUGCCAAAUGCUAGUUCAAGACGUGUUCUGUCCCUGAUACAACCCUUCAUGACUAUAAUGGCUGCCCUGGCUUUCUUACUGGCAUAUGCUUAGUGAAGUACAUUUCGAUUUCAAGAUUUCUCUUGAAUCACUUCGUUCGGGUGCUCCAAUCCGUCCCUUUUAAAGGGAUUCCAUUCUCUAUUGAAUCGUCGAGAAUGAGAAUAUGAUGUCUUUUUGUUUAGGGAUAGCCUCUUUAUUACAGGUAUCAUACUAUUUAUAACAUUCUUUAUUUUUCUUGUUAGAUUAUUUAUUAAAAUACUAUUUCACUGUUGUAACAUGUAAAAACAUUCCCCAUGGAAGUGAAGUGUUAUAUAGAGUUGGUUGUUGUA